Molecule: messenger RNA, 1605 nt
Organism: Nezara viridula (southern green stink bug)
Lineage: Eukaryota; Metazoa; Arthropoda; Insecta; Hemiptera; Pentatomidae
Source: the annotation of a GenBank genome assembly
AUGGUCGUUUCACGACUUUCUGACGAUAUUCUGCUACCAAUAGUUGUAGAGAAACUCUCAGUUAGCAAAUUGCCCAAUGCUGAUCACCUUAACACUGUUCGAAAGAUGAAAAAGCUUGGAACUUGGGUUCCUCGUAGGGAACACGUGUGCAGGUUUAUUGGCUGCGGCAGAAAUGAUAGGUUUAAUUACGUUGUGAUGCAGCUUCAGGGUAAGAACCUUGCAGAACUGAGGAGAGCGCAACCUAGGGGAGCUUUUUCGCUCUCGACCACCCUGAGGCUCGGACUACAGAUCCUUAAAGCCAUCGAGUCGAUACACGAAGUUGGCUUUCUUCAUCGGGACAUCAAGCCUUCAAAUUUUGCAAUCGGACGACUGCCGAGUAACAACAGGAAAGUGUAUAUGCUGGACUUCGGCCUCGCAAGGCAGUACACUACGGCAACGGGGGAAGUGAGACCACCUAGGACUGCAGCUGGUUUCAGGGGCACAGUGCGUUACGCAUCUAUCAACGCUCAUAAGAACAAGGAAAUGGGCCGGCACGAUGACCUUUGGUCGUUGUUUUACAUGCUCGCAGAGUUCGUUAACGGCCAGUUGCCAUGGAGGAAAAUGAAAGACAAGGAACAAGUCGGCCUUAUGAAGGAAAAGUACGACCAUAAGCUUCUGCUUAAACAUCUUCCUUCCGAUCUCCGUUUGUUCCUCGACCACAUACAGGGGCUUGAAUAUAAUGACAAACCCGACUAUGGGAUGUUGAUCGGCCUAUUCGAGCGCUGUAUGAAGAGGAGGGGUGUUCGGGAAACUGACCCUUACGACUGGGAAAAGCUUCCGACUGUACCACCUCCCGGGCUUACGUCUCUGCCGACCGCUACCUCCCCGGCUGUUGCCCCGAUCAUCACUGCUACCGAAAACCAUACGACCAAUUUGGACAACGAUCAGGAGAACAUCGAGCCCGAUAAUAGAAAGGAAACAGAGACUGUUGGAGAUUAUGAUGUUGGUGGUAAGGGACGAAGAGGGAUCAUGCCUGUUACGAACAGGGAGAAACAUCACAUUGCCAUCGAUAGAAAUUGUAACGCGACAACUCCUGCUGAUGCAACACCUGCCAUAGCGGGUUCGCCCAAAAAGACAAGACGUGCCGUUUCUAUGCCCGGUACGCCUCAGGCUGUCCAACAGACGGAACGGGAAAGGGAAAAAGGAGUCGACUUCGAGGGAGACGCUGUUAUGGUUUCGGCUCGGAGCCAAAGCGACAGGAGGGUACAUUCGGCCAACCAGAACCAGAGGAAGUCUGCCGAUUGGAGGAGGCGACUGUUAAGCGGGAGGUUUUGUUGCACAGCUGAUGCUGCCCUCGGGCGACUGAUAGCUGGUUCCGGAAGCCGCAAGCAGAAGCAGACGGUCUCCCUCAGCCACGAAGAAGGGGACUCGCCAAGGGCAGACGAUGCCUCUGUCUACUCUGUCGAUCUUAAAACUGGAGAUUACCAAUUCAUGGAGGAAAAAGUCAUCCAGCUUAUAGAAACUGGUCAAUCUGGGAGGAACAUGCAGGAAUCCAUCAAGGAGCCUCUACACUAUAAUAAUUACCACAAAUAUUCGCUAAAAGAAGGCCAAGAAGUAGAAGACUAA